AACCAUUUCGACAAGUGUUUAUUGGCCUUCUACAUGACCCAUUGUUCACUACGUCAAUCUAGACUUCGGUACUAGCUGAUACUAACCACACCAGGUACGGAUUGCUACUUGCCUCUAGUUGCUGCAAGUUGGUCAGUUCGUAAAUAUCCCGGCGGGAAGCCAUGGAUCCCAACACGGGAUCGGGACGCUUUAUUAACCACCCGCUUGGUUCAGAGCGGACGAGGACGAACCAAAACGGCUCGUUUCCAUCCCCAGCUGAUGAUGACGAAAUACCUCUUGACUCCAGCACUGAGGACUCCGAUGUUUCCAUGUCGGAUUCUGAACCAGAGGAAGUACAUAAUUCCUUAAUUUCUACCGGUAACGAGAACCAUCCCGUUCAAAAUCAACAGCUAGUUUCUGCUGCCCAGCACAGGCAAGAUAUUUCUAGGAAACGAAAAACCCCAGAAGCAGAUAAUACUCACAAAAACGUUUCGUCUAAGAAAAUAAAGCUAGACGAUGAGUGCCCUAGCCGAACUUUGUCAACCGUGACCUGUCCGUUAGACAAAUCUCUACUACCUGCCGAAAUAUGGCAUCGCAUCUUUACUUUUACUCCCCCAAGAACUCUAGGCAAUUUGUUGUCCGUCAAUAAGUUGUUCAGCGUAUAUCUUGAUCCGUCGUCCCCCUACCAGUGUAAAUCCCCGCCACCUCUUUCUCAAUCUUCUUCUCGGUUGCUAAAGCCCGACGUUAUAUGGCAACUUUCUAGGAGGCGUUUCUGGCCCAGGAUGCCGACUCCACUACGACAGAAGACUGAGCUCGAUAUGUGGCGUCUUGCUUGUGGACGAAGAUGCCAGUUAUGUGGUAAACCCGAUUCAUUAUCGAUAAAUUCAUCCCAUAACCAGAACAAAUAUAGGCACCAGCCGAUUUGGCCGUUUGCGCUUCGGAGCUGCGAGUCUUGUCUUGCAGAGAAGACGAUGGAGGAGAUUGAUUUGCUACUUUCUUCAACACCCUCCUUGCUGACGUCGGCGUUACCCUUCACUUUCAUCACCAACGAGAAGCGCAUAAUAUCACCAGAAGCGCUUCAAAAAGGAAUAGUUCAACCAGAUAUACAGGUGACUAAAAUAUAUCUCUCCGAACACGUAGAGAAGCUAAAACAGGAGUUUCUUUCCGCCAAAUCAAUGGGUGGAGCGACAGCCGAAGAGUGGCUGAAAGGCUUGGAGAUUCGAGGAAAGGAGCUUCUGAACGACUCUAUGCGAUGGGAAAAGUGGACGUCGACCGGCGGGGUAGCCCAAAUGCAAACAAAGAUGAGUUCUGACAGUGCUCUGAGUGCGGCUAUUCCAAGCAAUAAAGGUCAGGUCUCAGCAGAUUCUUCGCUAGCUCCGAAGGCCUUGUUGAUUUCAAGCAGCACAGCCAGACAAUAUAUGUCUAAUCAAGGUUAUACUGCUUCUACUGCGACGGUAUCCCAAUCCGCACGCACUCCUGAAGCCACUUCUCCACAUGGGCCUGCGACCGGUGCGUCCUCACUGCUAAUUAGUGUUCAUUCUAAUGGAUCUCGUGCUCGCACUCGGGAGGAAGCGUUGGAGCUUAAAGCUGCUCGGCGCGCAGAAAUUGAGCGACGUGCAAUGGAAAUUGACCCGCCUUUGGCGCCGACUGUAUUAGCCCGCAUUCCAGCCUUCCAAGCAGCUAUCCAAAUUAUCUCUUCUCUCGAUGACCAUGCGUGGGAUCUGCUCAAGCCGCGCUUGCUUUCGCAGAGAGCUGCUGCGGAACAGCGCGAACGAUGUGAACGAGGGGUCUCGUCUACUCAGCCCGGCCUUAUUCUAGAGCAAUCUGAAGAACCUGGACAGACUGAAGCAAGCGUGAUGAUAACUAAGCAGCUCAUCGAUAAAGCUUGGGAUGAUGUCCAGGAACCGCUACGCGCGCAGAUAUCUACAUAUGCUGACGAAGUCAUUCGUGAUAAUUGGAAUGAUGGUCGAAAGGUCGAUGCGGAAAAUAGUCCACAAUUCGCUGCCGAAGUUCUUUUACAUGUCCGUGAAAGAUUUUAUGCCGAAAUUGAAAAGGAGUCGGCUGCAGCACGCGCUGCCGCCCGAGAGCCGUUUGAAGACCCUCCGGAUGGGCCAUUCACGCAAAAGCUCACUCUUGAAAACAUGAAGUGGUUAUUUGAUGUAAAAAUAAAACCCCACACUGAGUUGUACCGGAAGGACUUGUUUUUCUGUAACGGUUGCGAAGUCGGUUUCAAGGCCUUCGGGUUCGAAGGGGUUAUUCAGCACUAUGCUGCUAAGCAUACAAACGCUCUCAGUCUAGGCAGUGUUGUGGUCCACUGGCGCGCUGAGUGGCCAGAGAUUCCACCCUUCAAAGCUGACCCUCGUGUCGUCAAAGCUGCAUCAUCUGCGUCGUCCUAUGGAAAUUUGCAACACCAGGGCAGUAACAAUCCUUACCAUCGCAAUACUGGCUCUUAUCCUGCCGGCUCAACUCUAAUGCCCUUUCAGCCAUCUCCAUAUGUUACUGCGCCUCCUAGCUAUGGGAAUCCAGCAUAUGGCCCGGCGAUACAACAGCUGGCUCCAUACGGGCAUGGAAACCCUUAUAUCCAAGGACCACAGGAAUACGCUCUUCCCUAUCCUCCACAAGGGACUAUUUACCCUAACUCAUAUAUACCUUUUCCCCCAGGGAUGCACACCGAGUCGCCAACCUAUCCUCCCUAUCUCGGACACAAUUAUAAUAUACCUCAGAAUAAUUCCCAAGUAAACUUCCAAAAUCCCCAUGGUACCCUUCUUAACAAAUAUCGCGUUGAGCUUGAAUAUUUGGCUCGAACUUCGCGUGAACUUUGGGCUUCCACAGCUGGCUUGAAAGAGCUUCCAGGAAAUAUCAGGGUACACGUAGUUAUCUAUCAUGUGGUGGAAAGAUUUCGAUCUAGAUUCCAUGAGAGUCCCCCAUUAGCUAUGUUCAUUGAUGGACUUUCAAAUAACAAGGAGAUGCGUCCUGUGCGCAACGUCAAUGGCCUGAUGUGCAAAGCAUGCCGCCUUAAUCUGGGCAACGAAGCACCAACCGAACAGGAUAUCAAGACGUUUUCCCUACCACAGCUGGUGAACCAUUUUCAACAAAAGCACGUGAACCAACCGCUAGCUAUAGGUGUACCUUACCUCAACUGGACUAUGGACAUGGUACAUAUACCCGAUCUUUCUACACUAUCUGGUCUUCAAUACUUGGCGAAUAUAGAUGGUCAGAAAUCUACAUUGAUAUAUAGUGCUUUCCCGUCGACACAGCAUCCUAGCAGCUAUCCACAAGAUGCACCUACUGCUGAUACCCAAGCCGAUGUUGGGAUUGUAGCAUUUACCAGCCAACAAGCAACUAACAGCGACGCUGUAUUGUUUUAUCCUGCAUUUAGGCACGACGUUAAUCCCAGCGCAAAACUAGACUUGUCACGAUUUACCACUGUGAGCCAGAAGCUGAAUUCUGACCAGUCAAUGGUUACAGGUAGCCCUUCGCCGGCAACACGCCAGAAACUGCAGCAGACUGAUUCGGGCCGGUCUUCUUCAGAAACAUGGCAGAGGACUAAGACAAGGAAGCAGGGUAGGCCUCUUUUUAAAGACUAUAGAAAGACAUCUAGCCAUAGUUUCAAGAAACGCAAGGGUGAUGUAUCAGAUACGUCAGCCAGAAUCAAAUCACAAGAACCUAGUGAAGGAGAUCUGAUCACGGAAGAAGAGCGUCGCCAGGAAGAAGAAAUUCGGGCAAUGUGGGCUGCAGAUCGCAGGGAGGCGGCUCUAGUUGCUUCUAAAAGCAAACCUCCGAACCAAGUUGCGGAGCCUGAUGCCGCAAUUGCAAAGUCGGAAAUAGGAAGUCCAAGAAGCCAUUCUGCUUCGCCCACUGAAAGACCUCAGGAACCUAUAAUACUCCAGGAGCACGAAGAAGAUGAUCUGAUGGCUGGUCUUGAAUCUCAACUCGAUCGGCAGCAAGUAAUAAGUGAACGUUUUGACUAUCGAUCACAAGAAGAUAGAGAUCUAUAUCGUGAGACGCAACCCCUUUAUAGAGAGCAAGACGGUCCUGGCCCGCAUGGUUAUCCUAACCAAGGCCGUUACGAGCAAGUAACUUUAGCAUCCACUGGAUAUGUUCGAUAUGAAUCGGCUCAUUGCUUUGACCAGUACGAAUCAACUGACGCCAGUCUGUCGUCCAUUUACCAUAGCCACGGAUCUACGCGACCUAUAGCACCUCUCGAUCGCACAUUACAUGACCAGCCUUCCCGUCAGGAAUACUAUCGGGCAUAUAUGGACGAUCCUCGAGCGCGCGCGCCCAUUCCAGAAUAUGCUACAGCUUACGAAGUUGUAAGGGUUCAAGAUUCCCAUGGGGAGUAUUUGAUCAAACGGCCGAUCAGGCUUGAACGAGAAUCUACCUACGCUGCAUCCGAGAACAGGCCUAGGUAUGAUGAUGCAGCGGGUCAAUAUAGAAGUUAUGGGGAAUAUGAUUCUUCUAGCAGCCGGUUCGGAUAUGAAUCCGACUUAAGGUCGGACUUCCCCCCACGGCAGCCUAUUCGCGAGCCUGGUUUCAUGGAAGAAGUUAGUAUGGCCAAGAAGAGCUACGAAUCAUUCUCGGGAGGCGACGUCACCACUUAUAAUAGCUACGAUCCUAGAGUUUCUUCAACUCCAUCGAACUCUAAUGUUAGACGACAAACUCGAUAUUAGAAACCACGAUCUGUAAAUGCCGGUUAAGUGCAGUUAUAUGUAAUGCUUAGUACUGACGAAGUGGCCACUUCUAUGCCAGUAGUAAAAUUCACAAAAGCAAUGCCCCAGGGAUUCCAAAGCAGAUGUGCUUGAAUUUAAAGUGAAGUCUCUUCAAUCAGAAAACUCAAAUACAAAGUAGUAUACGUAUAUUAUAUAGAGUAACUAAGACAUCUUUCAUAAUUA
Daldinia caldariorum is the source of this 4871-nucleotide messenger RNA. RefSeq lists its product as uncharacterized. Gene Ontology annotation, molecular function: protein binding. Lineage: Eukaryota; Fungi; Ascomycota; Sordariomycetes; Xylariales; Hypoxylaceae. The record is from RefSeq and is a predicted model, not a curated record. The transcript has 3 exons. Bases 162 to 4649 code for a protein of 1495 amino acids.